CGACUGGUUCCUUGUUUAUCGUCGCCGAAUUUCUGGCGAAUACGGUUGAAGAUUUUGAUUCCGAACUACUCCAAAGAUAAAAAUGGCGAAUCCGUUCUUCUAUGUGUUCUUGAUUUUGAUUAUCAUGCAAGUUCCAAGCUCUUCAUCAAAAACAGAAGCGAUAGAAGCAAUCCUCAACCGCUUAGAUUCCAAGCGGUUGCCUUCAUCAGUUCAAGAAUCAGCAGCUAAAUCCGUUCUGAAAAGGUUGCUUCCUACUCAUGUAGACAGUUUCGAGUUCAAGAUUAUCUCCAAGGAUGCUUGUGGUGGAAGAGGUUGCUUUUUGAUAGAAAAUUACAACAGCUCAAGCCAGGAUGGACCUGAGAUAAUGAUUAAAGGCACUACUGCUGUUGAAAUUGCAUCUGGGCUCCAUUGGUAUAUUAAAUAUUGGUGUGGUGCUCAUGUUUCUUGGGACAAGACUGGUGGCAUUCAGAUAGCAUCUAUCCCCAAGCCAGGAUCAUUGCCUCUCAUAAAAGAUGGAGGAGUGAUGAUUCGGCGGCCAGUCCCAUGGAGCUAUUACCAAAAUGUUGUCACAUAUAGUUAUUCCUAUGUUUGGUGGGACUGGGAAAAAUGGGAGAAAGAAAUAGACUGGAUGGCUCUUCAAGGGAUCAACCUGCCCUUGGCAUUUACAGCACAGGAGACCAUUUGGCAAAAAGUUUUUAUGGAUUUUAAUAUCAACAAAGAAGAGUUGAAGGAUUUCUUUGGCGGUCCUGCUUUCCUUGCUUGGGCUCGAAUGGGAAAUCUACAUGGAUGGGGUGGGCCUUUGUCUGAAAACUGGUUGGAACAGCAAUUGACUUUGCAGAAAAAGAUAGUGUUUCGGAUGCUAGAAUUAGGCAUGACUCCAGUGCUUCCAUCAUUCUCUGGGAAUGUUCCAGCGGCUUUGAAGAAAAUUUUUCCUUCAGCAAAUAUAACUAGACUGGGGGAUUGGAACACUGUGAAUGGUGAUCCACGUUGGUGCUGCACUUAUCUUCUCAAUCCUUCAGAUCCUUUAUUUAUUGAGAUUGGGGAGGCCUUUAUUAGGAAACAAAUUGAAGAAUAUGGGGAUGUGACGGACAUUUAUAACUGUGACACAUUUAAUGAAAAUUCCCCACCCACAAGUGAUCCAACUUUUAUCUCAUCACUUGGUACUGCUAUCUAUAAAGCAAUGUCCAAAGGAGACAAGGAUGCUGUGUGGUUAAUGCAAGGCUGGCUUUUCUACUCGGACUCAACUUUCUGGAAGCCACCACAAAUGAAAGCACUCUUGCAUUCUGUUCCAUUUGGGAAAAUGAUAGUUCUUGAUUUAUUUGCUGAAGCCAAACCAAUAUGGAAAAAUUCCUCUCAAUUUUAUGGCACUCCUUAUGUCUGGUGUAUGUUGCAUAAUUUUGGGGGAAAUAUUGAAAUGUAUGGCAUAUUGGAUGCGAUUUCUUCAGGACCAGUUGAUGCCCGUGUUAGUGAAAAUUCUACCAUGGUUGGUGUUGGCAUGUGCAUGGAAGGAAUAGAACAAAAUCCAGUUGUUUAUGAGUUGAUGUCUGAGAUGGCAUUUCGUAAUGAGAAAGUCCAAGUUCUGGAAUGGCUGAAGUCCUACACCCAUAGACGCUAUGGCAAAGCAAUUCGAGAAGUUGAAGAAGCAUGGGAAAUAUUAUAUCACACAGUUUACAAUUGUACAGAUGGAAUUGCGGACCAUAACACAGAUUUUAUAGUUAAAUUUCCAGAUUGGGAUCCAUCACCAUAUUCUAAAUCUGACAUAUCGAACCAAGACAAUACAAAUAAGCUGCCUACACUACCUGGAGGCAGAAGAUUCUUGUUCCAAGAGAUAAAUCUGCCUCAGGAGGCCCAUCUAUGGUAUUCUGCUGAGGAGGUGGUCAAGGGUUUAAAACUUUUCCUUGCAGCUGGAAAUGAUCUCGAAGGGAGCCUCACAUAUAGAUAUGACUUGGUUGACCUGACCCGGCAAGUACUCUCAAAACUGGCAAACCAAGUAUACAUAAAUGCAGUGAUUGCUUUCCUGCAGAAAGACCUUGAAGUUUUGACUGUUCGAAGUCAAAAGUUCGUUCAACUUAUAGAGGAUAUAGAUGUGCUUCUUGCUUCUGAUGACAAGUUUCUGCUUGGAACAUGGCUUGAAAGUGCAAAAAAGUUGGCAUUGAGUCCUAGUGAGAUGAGACAGUAUGAGUGGAAUGCUAGAACGCAAGUUACAAUGUGGUAUGAUACUACAGCAAUCAAUCAGAGCAAGCUUCAUGAUUAUGCAAACAAAUUUUGGAGUGGACUAUUAGUAAGCUAUUAUCUGCCACGAGCUUCAAGCUACUUCCGUUACUUGUCAAAGAGCCUAAAGGAAAAUGAACCCUUUAGGUUGGAGGAAUGGAGGAAAGAAUGGAUAUCAUUAUCAGGCAAAUGGCAAUCAGGUAAUGAGUCUUAUCCAGUUAAAGCAAAAGGGGAUUUCCUUGCAAUUUCUAAAGCAUUGUUCAAAAAAUAUUUUGGUUGACCAUGCAUUUGUUGUGGAAUUCAUGUUCUUUAGUAAUGACAUCAGAGGGUACAGAUGCCAGAUAUAUUAUGCUGAAAACUUCCCUUUAUUAGAUAAAUAUUGGAGUGGACAAUUAGAAGGCUACUAUCUGCCAUCUGAUCUCUUCUCUAUUAGUUCAAUUCUUACCCAAUAAAACAAUAAUUACACAACUGCUUA
This is a messenger RNA of Rubroshorea leprosula, 2686 nucleotides long. NCBI's taxonomy places the organism in Eukaryota, Viridiplantae, Streptophyta, Magnoliopsida, Malvales, Dipterocarpaceae. The record is from the annotation of a GenBank genome assembly.